This is a messenger RNA of Syngnathoides biaculeatus (alligator pipefish), 1048 nucleotides long. It is a transcript of the gene ufsp1, whose product is annotated as UFM1-specific peptidase 1 (non-functional). Lineage: Eukaryota; Metazoa; Chordata; Actinopteri; Syngnathiformes; Syngnathidae. The record is from RefSeq and is a predicted model, not a curated record. The coding region runs from base 138 to 914 and encodes 258 amino acids. The transcript has a single exon.
GCCCAGUUUUCUGCCGGAACUUUGCUGGAAGCCACACGGACGGUUCAAGUGGUUGCACCAUAACAGGAAGUCAAUGCCAUGUUUUGCCAUCUGCACGUCAGCGACUCAAGCACGGUCGGGUAAUGUAAUUUAAAAGGAUGGACCAAAGUGAUUUCACGUCGGGAGGCGACACGGGGAUUGACUGGGGUGGAACCGCCGCUGGAAACGCAAAUUUCUUGGCGACGGCGAGACCUCUUUUGACCGGCGUCCACACGGGGCUGCCUCUUCCCGCGGCCGAGCCCCUGCGGACGACCCUCGCCGAAGGAGAGUACGAGUACUUCCAUUAUGGCUGCGAUGGACAAGAUGACAGAGGGUGGGGGUGCGGAUACCGCACCAUCCAGACUAUGGCUUCCUGGCUGGGCCGCAAUGUGGAUAAUGAUCCUCGACUCCAUAACAGACCACCGCCGAGAAUCCCAGAGAUCCAACAAGCCUUGGUGUCCAUGAUGGACAAGCCCAGCUGGUUUCUGGGUUCCAAGGAGUGGAUCGGGACAUUUGAAGCCUCUCUGGUCCUAUCUUAUUUUUACGAUGUUCCUUGUAGGUUGGUGCACGUCAGAAGUGGAAGAGGCGAGCUGGAGAAGGUCGCCGUGGAGGAGCUCCAUCAGCACUUUGAGAAAGGCGGAUGUCCUGCCAUGAUGGGCGGGGACGAGGACAACUCGUCCAAGGGGAUCGUGGGGGUGUGCACCGCUGCCACCGGGAGCUACCUGUUGAUCGUCGACCCCCACUACUACGGUGGUCAUCUGGAGAAGGGCGAGGCACAAACAAGAGGAUGGGCAGCGUGGAAAAGUUUGGCGUCUUUCAAUUGGUCUUCCUUUUAUAAUCUCUGUUUGCCACAGACUGAUGGCAAAACAAAAGAAAAAAAAAAAAGGCACUUCUGAUGUCGUGACCUCCUAAUCAUGGAAGCUAACAUUGCUUUUGUCAGUUGUCUUGUUCAGCUGGACUCCAAAUGCAAGGUUGAAAAGAUAGUUGACAUGAAGAAAUGCCAUAUAAACUUAAUAAAAAGAAAGCACUC